Molecule: messenger RNA, 923 nt
Organism: Vicia villosa (hairy vetch)
Lineage: Eukaryota; Viridiplantae; Streptophyta; Magnoliopsida; Fabales; Fabaceae
Exons: 2
Coding region: 71-619 (182 amino acids)
Source: RefSeq, a predicted model, not a curated record
UUCUCUUUUCUCCUUUAUAUAUUCUCUUUCACUUCUGCAUAUAGAAGCUCAAGAACUACAACUUCACAAAAUGGAUUACUUAUUUUGUGAUUCAUUGAAUAAGAUACCGAAUAAUGGUAUGAUGUCUCUUAGUGGUUUUAACUCAGGGUGGCACUCACUCAUGUACAACAACAUACUUGAAAUGAUCAAUGAGAGUUUCUCACUCGAUAAAAACACUGAGUCUCACUAUAUUAAUUCAUUUCCAAAAUAUAGUAGUAUUCAACAUGAAAGACCCUUUACUCUCUUAUUGUAUCCGCAAGUUGUUCCAAUACAAACUCUUCUGUAUGAAAAAUCAAGAGGUUUUAGUUCAAACGCAGACACAAUAGAAAACAAUGCUAACAACAACAGUGCUUCUGCAUCAAAAGAUGGUUUGAGAAUAUUAUAUAUUCAAAUACCAACUGCUCCCCUACCUCAUCAUCAAGUAGUAAUAUUACUGAUCCAAGGACCUCAUGAAUCAGUAACAUUAAUGAUCCAGUGGAAGGUAGAUGCAGAAGAACUGAUGAAAAAAAAUGGAGAUGUUCUAGAUAUGUUGCUCCUAAUAAUCAGUAUUGUGAUCGACAUAUGCAUAAAGAGUUAUUGACAGUGUGAUAUAUAUCUACGGUCAAGGGAAACUUAAAUCUUUUGUUUGCGACCCCAUAACAAUUUUAGAUGUAGUAAGUAUGAUAUAUUGACGGUGUGAUAUACUAUAUCUAAAAUAUGUAAAAUAAGUUGGUGUGAAUUAAACACUUGUUGACAGUGUGAUAUAUUAUAUCUAAAAUAAGUUGAUAUAUUGACAGUGUGAUAUAUUAUAUCUGAAAUUAUAUUUGGUUUUAUGAUUUUUUUUCUUAUAACUUUACAAAUGUUCUUUCUUUUAAUUUUUUCGCAAAUACAUUAAUGAACUUUAA